AAAUGUCUGUCGGGGCUAUUGUUCAUCAUAGACCUCCAGUAACAAAAAGUCCUCGUUCGAACCCAAAUAUUAACAUCUGUUUAGCUCAAAAGACCAAAAUCACAAAGGGAUUUCACCUCAUAAGUCCCCGGAAGCCUUCCUCUGAUCUCCCCGGGGAAUCGUUACAGGGGAUCCCCCUCCUGUCCAGGGAGGGAAGUCAGGUGUACGGUCCCUGUACCACGCCCCGAUACAACUCUGAGGUUGUAAACGUAUCAGGAAAAUAUGUUGUCAACCCAUACACUGAAUGUGGAGAAACCCAAGAGGAAGAAGAGCAGGGCCCCCUAUCCUUGUUUGGCGAACGUCUUGGUGCAGGGGGAAACAUUAACAGUGUUCGAGCAACUCCUCUACUUCAAGUACGAACCAGAAAUGACACCAGAAAGGCGUGUAUCAAAAAUAAACCAAUACAAAACCUCAAUCGCACGAGUCCAGAGUGUUCAACUAAAGGUUACAUGACUCCUCUUACGCCCCCUGCUUCGCCUUACACUCCUGGGGCGGAUCAGAGUUUUUCCGUUGAUGGUCAGCACAUAAACUGUGAUGUUCCUUCCAGAUCAGCAAGUUCAAAAGACUUUAACCCAGGCUUCAUCAAGCGGCCGCGCUAUUGUUGUGGAAAGUGUGAACUCCGAAUGCUCGAGCACGAAUCUCUCAACAUGGAAACAGAAUGUCCAUUCCAAGCUUACCAGCGCCAGACCAAGAGCAGCCUCUGCUAUAACGAUGACGUCAUGUCACAUGAAUUUUACUCUGAUCAGAUGAUUGACCCAUAUGUGUUCUACAAGAGUCCAUGGGAUACGCAAACUGAGCAUUAUGCACCAUUCGAACGUAGUAAAAGCGUCCCAACAGCAUCAUGUUUUGACCCAAGUUUGAUUCAUCCAAGAAAUAGAACACCAGAUUCAGUGUCUUCAUCAAGUUCUGCCAGCAUCGAGUCACUACAAAUAGAGAAUCAAGAGGAAACAUAUCCUCCACAGAAGACUCCAGAAGAAAAUUUAGAAGACAAUAACAAAAUUACGUCAUUGCGUACAAUAACUCCCCCUUCUCGCAACACAGAAUACCACCGAAACCCACUAUAUGCUAUUCCAAGAAUGGAUGGGGUUAAGAUCCAAAAUGAGCCCGUCAGUAUGGAAAGAAUAGAUGUCAGAGAAUAUUCCUCGUCGAUAACAGAAUUUGUCGAAUCUGGAAAUGGUCAGAGAUUUCACUGGACAGAUAGUUGGAAUGUAAAGGAGACAAUAAUAGGUUCACCGGUAACGUCAUCACUACGUCAUACACAGACGCCUAUACCAUCUGUUGGGGGACCUGCUGCAGUAACAAAAAAGGCCUCUCAAGAAAUGGUCACCACUAUCAGCUCUAAAGAGGACAAUCUUCAUCAACCAUCUUCCAGUGAUGAUUUACACAACCUUCUCCAGAACUGUGUUAAUUCUCUUCGAAACAUUUCAUUGAGAACCAAGGAGGCUUCGUCUGCUCCGGAAAAUUCGCUCCCAUCCCAAACGUUCUUCCGAGAUUUCAGAAUGCCUACAGAUAUCUGUUACAGUGCAGUCACAGACAAACGAUACAAUCGAUGGAAAAGAACGAAGAGAAAGGGUAAAAUCGGGAGAAAAUCCGUCAUGUCUUAUCGCAGCGAUGACGAUUCUAGCGACGAAGAAAAAGAGCCAGAAUCCAAAGUACAACCAGCAACUCGCCGUAGACAGAAGAAAGCAGCUUCAAUCAUGGCACAAAAGUUGGAAAAUUCCUCAAACGAUGCUAGUUCUGAGCCGGUGUCUGAUUUGGCUUAUGAAUCGGUUCAAAGUCAACCUGGAAACAGUCCGAUUUCAUCAUCAACAGAAUCGAGAAUAAGCCCCACCCUUCUCUAUGAAGAGUCCUUGGACUUUCCUUCUUCAAGUCCUGAAUUAGAUCAAAAUGUUCCCAUUCAUCUCACAAGUUUCCCUGCCCUCAGCAACUACCACGCUUCCAUUCAUGUUGGUCUGGACAACAAAGACAGCCAAAGGUCCACCCCUGAUAUUACAGCAUCCAUUAGAUCCACUCCUUGUGAGGAACACAAACAUGUUCCAUCCUUGUGUAGUACACCAAAUCCUGAGGGGGAAAUUCACUCUAAGCCUGAGAUAGAACCCCCUCUGAUAACACAGGAGAAAUAUGACAACAGGCCAGCUUCCAUCAUUUCUAAUGGUCCUCUUAGUUCUUGUGAUAGUUUUAGCACCAUUAGGAGCAACAGCCGUUUCUCUAAUUCUCUGGCUAAAGACACCAUUGUGAGGAUGAGCUAUUCUAUUGGAGAGAAGAUACAGCAGUCAAUGGCAGUGGUGCCGCAAUCCUUCGACAAAAAGUAUAUUGAUGUUUUCAAGAAGAAAGAAUCUGUUCACAAGCCAGCAAGGAAAAUCAAGGCAAAGGAAGUGCCGAAUUCUUCUUUAAAGUAUACUAAGAAAACAACAGCUCUUAAUCCAAUUUAUCCAUUACCAGAUCCUGAAGUUGUCCGCCCUCAUCUCUCUUCAUUGACUCUCAAUCAUCUACUGAAAACAAUGCCAUCAAAAUCGAGUGCUGGGUCAUCUAAUUCUAACAAAUCAUUACCAGAAGUCACCAAAAAACCACUGCCAGAGGUCAAGAGCUCAACAGGAAUGAGUAUCAUCAGCCCUUCCAAUGAAAACCAGCCAGAGCAGAAGAAAAAGAACUUUGGCAUAGACAGGAGGUUUUGUCUUGCCUCUAAAUUCCCAGUAGUUGAGGCCAGAGUACCAAAAUAUCAACAAAGGCCGAAGCCCGAGGUCCAACCUAAACCCCAACCUCGUCAGAUGAUCCCUAGGAUGUCUAGUCUGGAUUUCAGUCCUGCAUUUACUUUUUCCUUCUUUGAAUUACCCCAAGUUUACAAAGACCACAAUGCUUUGCUGAAGAGAAGAGCAUCUAUGAUCAAGUUCUUAGUGAUUCUGACAGAGAUGCCUACAAAGCAGCAGCUAGACAAGGCAGCCUGGCAGUGGGCGGAGACUACAGACCCUGUAGACAUCACUAAUGAGCACAUCAGGACAGCCUACAAAUUGAAUCUGAAGCCCUGUAAAUUAGGAGCCUGUAAAAGAAACUGUAAAGGAAAUCCCUUUUGUAUAAAUUGUAUUGGAGAACGGAAGUGGUUCGGAGAAAUCAACGACGACAGCUGGCAUGACAUUGAAGACCCAAACAAUGAACGCAGGCAAGGUCAAGACUUUGUGGGACUGAAAAAUCUGGGAAAUACGUGCUAUGUGAACACGUUUCUUCAGCUGUGGUUUCACAGUCCCCCAAUACGACGAGCCAUUUACAAGUUCAGGGAGACAGCCAUGAUGGACAAGGUGGGGGAUGAGUGGAAACCAAGCAGUAUAGGAGGGCACCUGCAGGCAAUAUUCUCCCUGUUAGAGCUUUCCGAACGUGCAUUCAUCAGUCCACAGGAUUUCAUCGAUCAUUUAGGUCUGGAUGCAGCUCUACAGCAAGAUGCGCAGGAAUUUUCCAAGCUUUUUCUUUCUCUGUUAGAGGAAUGUUUGUCUCAUCAACAAGACUCCUCAGUACGCAACAUAAUUCAAGACCAGUUAUGUGGGGACUAUGCUUAUGUCACCACCUGCAGUGGCUGUCACAAUUCAUCUCAAACACAUUCCAAGUUCUAUGAGCUGGACUUGCACAUCCAAGGUCACAAGACCCUAGAGGACUCCAUCACUGAUUUUCUGCAUGAAGAAAAACUAGAGGGAGACAAUCAGUACAUGUGUUCUACAUGCUGCAGGAAACAAAACGCCAAAAGGGCCAUACAGCUGAAGAGACUGCCACCGAUUCUAAAUUUACAGCUCCUCAGAUUUGUGUUUGACAAGAAGACAGGGCACAAGAAGAAACUGAAUGGCUUCAUACAAUUUCCAGAAACUCUAGACAUGAGCAAAUUCAUGACUUCCAAUGGUAAUCUAACAUGUGAAAACAGUUCAGGCAAAGAUGGGUGUAUUUAUAAACUGAAAGCAGUGUUGAUUCAUCGGGGACCCUCAGCAUACAGUGGACACUACAUAGCCCACAUUCUGGAUGAAAGUUCAGGAGCGUGGUACAAGUUCAAUGAUGAAGAGACCACUAAAAUGAAGGGAUCAAAUCUUCAUCUUGGAACUGAGGAAGAUCUCCAAGAGACGUCUGCUAAGCAGAAGGGAAAAGUCCCCAAGGGAUAUCACUCCUCUAGAAAUGCAUACAUGGUUGUGUACACCAGAGAUGUACCACCAGAAGAGAAAGACAAGACUAUAGAUAUGCAAAUCCCAGACAAGAGUUACCUCCCUGAGUAUAUGAUAGACUAUGUGAAAAAAGACAAUGAGAAAUUUGAAAUGUGGGUGGCCGAACUAUUAAUGAUGAGGGAGCAGAAUAUAGAGACAGGGAAGAAGAAACAGGAAGAUAUACGUCAUACGUUCAGCCAACUGGUAGUGGGGGAGGAAGACCAGGAAUCUCAUAACUAUGAAUGGAUCAGUCUUCCAUGGCUCACCCACUGGCUGGAAGAUCCAGGUAAAGCCAGAUCCGUGGAUAAUGAGGCCAGUUUGUGUCAGCAUGGUAAACUUCACCCAGAUAAGGCUGGGAAGAUGAAGUGUGUCCAGUACGAUGCAGUGGAUGGUCUAUAUGAGAAGUACAAGGGUGGGCCUCGCAUGCCUGGUGAUAAAGCAACCUGUCUGAUUUGUGUGCAGAGUAGAUGCAAGGUUAUCCGCACCAAGAGGAAGAUGGUGGAGGAUGAAAAAUUAUUCGGUACGAUGAAGAAAAUGGAAGUAUCUCCAGAUGAACCUGCCUUCUGGGUAGGGAAGUCUUCCUUGAGGAGCUGGAAGAGGUUAGUGUUGGAGCAGCUGGAAGAUUUUCGGGAAGAUAGAGAGUCUAUAGAACAAGGAAAUGACAACGGUGUGGACCAACAGGAACAGCCAAGUGGUACAACAGAAAUAGCAGCUGACAAGAGUAUGGAGCUCCCAGAAGACAAUGGGGACUUUGAUGAAAAAAGGAAAUCUACGGAAUUAGAUAAUGGUGAUAAUGCAAUUGAAAAGGGUGAUUUAUCUGCUACAAAUGAGAGCAUGGAAAGUUCACUACAAUUCAAUGAGGAUUUACUUUGUGAAUUUCACGGUCAGUUAGAUCCUGACCCGUCAUGUCGGAAAUUGAUACCAGCAGAUCUGUGGAAAAGACUGAAGGAAUAUUUUCCUGAUUGUCCGGAAUUUCCCCGUUCACACAUAGUUUGUCAAAAAUGUUGUGAUAAGAAUAAGGAAGAAACUGAAAAUCAAAACUUGAACAAAAAAUUGGCUCAAGUUCAGAAAGCAGAUCUCGCAGAUCUGUUCAACGACAGAAAAAGGCCAGUUAGGCUCGUGACGGGAGAGGAAAUUUUCGUGGUCAAUGCACAGUUUGUGGAAGACUGGAGGCACUUUGUGAAAGACCCAAGCAAAUUUGAACCUGUAUCAGAAGUGAAAAACACUCGUUUGCUUUGUGAACACCGAAAAUACUUGUAUCCGCCACCUCAGAAUGGCGCGGAUCUAUCCGACAACACAGAGGUGGUGUAUCUCUGGCCCCCAGAAUUUGAGAAAGUUAUGGAGCAUUUCGUGGUUGAUUACGAGGUGUCUGUUGUUAAGUAUGAGGAAGAGGAUGGUUCCGAUCACGUGAUCACGCUGCCAGAAGUUUGCGAGGAGUGCGUGAAAGAGCGGAAAAACAUGAUAGAAAUGGCGAAGUAUGUGUAUAAGGAUGCUACUGUGUUCAUACGAAAAGCUGUUAAAGACAAGCAAGGAGGAGAUACAAAUACUGAAAACUGUAAACAAGAUUAUCCCGAUCCCGAUUUUUGCUCGAACGAUCGCCGAAAAUCCGAAUGUGACGAACCACCCGAAAAAUUACAGAAAAUGGACGGAAACGCAGUGAGAAAAAGUCAGCGGCACCGGAAAGUCCGAGGAGAGAAAGAAUUAAAAGUAUCGUCUGAUCAGACAUUAAGGGAUUUAAAACUGCAGCUGAUGAAAUUAUUCUCUGUGCCCCCGUUUGACCAGAAUUUAUCUAUCGCGGGAGUUCCGAUAAAAGACGAUAAGGCGACGCUCGGGAGUCUCCGUGUAGCGCCGGGGGACAUUAUCAUGCUGCAGGCAGACGAACCAGUGGAGGAUCCAGGAGUUUUACAGGACUUAAUGAACGUGUCUGGCGUUCCAGAGGCCGGGUUUAAAGGGACAGGCCUUUUAGGAAACUAAAUAAAAGUGCUAAAAUUAUGAUCCCAAAAUGAGAAUGGGGAUUAUACAUAUUAAUUUCUUUCUCUUCCCUAAUUUUUUUUUCGUCCAUUAGUGUUACAGAAUAUAA
Molecule: messenger RNA, 6294 nt
Organism: Saccostrea cuccullata (small rock oyster)
Lineage: Eukaryota; Metazoa; Mollusca; Bivalvia; Ostreida; Ostreidae
Exons: 15
Coding region: 3-6188 (2061 amino acids)
Biological process (GO): protein deubiquitination
Cellular component (GO): nucleus; cytosol
Molecular function (GO): cysteine-type endopeptidase activity; cysteine-type deubiquitinase activity; protein binding
Source: RefSeq, a predicted model, not a curated record